This is a messenger RNA of Populus nigra (black poplar), 762 nucleotides long. Its product is annotated as protein SPIRAL1-like 1. The record is from RefSeq and is a predicted model, not a curated record. Gene Ontology annotation, biological process: cortical microtubule organization. NCBI's taxonomy places the organism in Eukaryota, Viridiplantae, Streptophyta, Magnoliopsida, Malpighiales, Salicaceae. Bases 168 to 509 code for a protein of 113 amino acids. Gene Ontology annotation, cellular component: cortical microtubule, transverse to long axis. The transcript is spliced from 3 exons.
UUUCCCCGAAAUAAAUAUUUAUCCAAAGUCUAUAAAUAGACAACGGUCACCUAUCGCUUUCUUUACCUCACUUCCUCAGCAGUUACCAUUACUAUUUGAAUUGAGCCGCGGCUCCUAUAUCUCUCUCUCUUCGCAGAUCAGAUCCAGAUCCCUCAAAAGUUCAGAAUAUGGGUCGUGGAGUUAGCGCUGGUGGAGGACAGAGUUCAUUGGGCUAUCUGUUUGGGAGUGGAGAGGCUCCAAAACCAAGCACAAACAAUGCCCAAGCUGCUCCAAGCGAGGUCCAGCCUGCAAACAAUCCACCUCCUCCUAAACCUGCUGCGGCCCCUCAGCCAGCUGAAAUUAACAGGGAGUUUCCUGCUGGUAUCAACAGUACUUCCACAAACAACUAUUUGAGGGCAGAUGGUCAGAACGCUGGCAAUUUCAUCACGGAUCGACCUUCAACCAAGGUCCAUGCUGCUCCUGGUGGUGGAUCUUCUCUGGGAUACCUCUUUGGUGGUGGUAGCAAUUGACGCAUGCAAUCAUGUCUUCAUACGGAGUUCUGUUUGUUGAUCUUUGUGAACCUUAGUUUGAAUGAAGCCAUGCUUUCAUCUUCAAUAUGAUCCAUGACAAUUUGUUGGAUCAUGUGGUGUAAUAUCUUCUGUGUUCUCUUUGUUGUUUCAACAUUUCAAUCACGAUCGUGGGAUUUAGAUGCCUGGGCAUCUGUUAAAAAUCGUGUGGAUAUUUUCUGAUACAUAUAGCAUCCGAACAAUAUGUUGUUUCUAA